CGCCAUUUGAGGGUCUAACAGUAAUACCAGCGAUUUGAAAAAGCCGCGAAGGUGGAAUGAAGCCCUCUUCUUUCUCCGCGUCUUCUCAAAGCGCCGUGACAGCUUUUGCCGUUGGGUUGAGGAAAUCUCGUUCCUUUCUCGUCCUCCCGCGCGAGUGUGACGUCACGGAGGCUCCUAGGAAGUCUCAGAGGAGGCAACAUGUGCGGGGGCUGCGUGAAGACGAAGUACCCUUCUCGGGGUAACAUCUGCUUGGACAAUGGGUCUUAUUUGCUGAACUAUCUGGGUUGCAUUGAAUGUAAAAAGAGGGAUUUUGUGAUGGUAACAAAUAGGACAUCAGAAGAAGAGGAUGGAGAGGACAUUAUCACUUAUGAUCAUGUGUGUAAGACCUGUCACCAUGUGAUAGCCAAACAUGAGUAUUCUUUCAGUGUAGUGGACGAUUACCAGGAGUAUACCAUGCUGUGUCUGCUUUGUGGCAAAGCAGAAGAUUCUAUCAGUGUCUUGCCUGAUGAUCCUCAUCUGAUGACUCCAUUAUUCUGAAGCUUUUUUAAAAAAAAUAAUUUUAAAACAUUGGGGAAGAAUGUAAUUGAACACUCCAUGUUUAGAGUGAAGUGACACAACCCACCCACCAAGAUUUUCAGGCUAAAACUUAAGUAUUGACUUCAUUUAUAUCUAACAUUUCUCCCCAAUGGAAGAACCCGAAGUGACUUUCAUCAUUUGAACCUGGGUCUCCCAGAUCUAUGCUCACCUGUCCAUUUGUAUAUUGUUCCCUGAACUUGCUAGUGGCUUGAAAGAUAGCUGACAAAAGCAGUUAACUAUAGGACCUUAUUGUUUCUUUUUGUGACAGUGCUCUCUGUCCAGUGUCUUAGCAAAGGAGAGUAUCCGUAUUGUUUUACAAUUGGCUUAUUCACAAAUGACAGCAGUGAGAGCUAAUGAAAAAGACCCUCAGGAAGGAAAUGGGUGAGAUUCUGUGUUGUUUAGCCACAGGGAAGAUCCUGACUAACAUGGGGUUUUUAAUGAAUUGCAACUAUAUAAUUAAAAUCUUGUCGUGACCCUA
Messenger RNA from Heteronotia binoei (common prickly gecko), 1054 nucleotides. It is a transcript of the gene CHURC1, whose product is annotated as churchill domain containing 1. The coding region runs from base 199 to 537 and encodes 112 amino acids. The record is from RefSeq and is a predicted model, not a curated record. The transcript is spliced from 4 exons. Gene Ontology annotation, biological process: fibroblast growth factor receptor signaling pathway; multicellular organism development; positive regulation of DNA-templated transcription. Gene Ontology annotation, molecular function: zinc ion binding. NCBI's taxonomy places the organism in Eukaryota, Metazoa, Chordata, Lepidosauria, Squamata, Gekkonidae.